UACGAGUAUAUAUAAUAUAUAUGCAUGAAGAUGAUGGAGUUGUUGGGCCUGUUAUUAUUGGUGGUGUUAAAAAGUGGUGGAUCGGCGGUGGCCGCCGGCGGAAAUGGCGCCGGCGAUGUCCCGUUUGAUGAGAACUAUUCCGUUGAAUGGGGGAACGAUCAUGUCACGUCCUUCAACCAAGGACGACGAGUUCAACUUUCAUUGGAUAAAAACUCUGGAGCACGGUUUGGGUCGAAGUCAAUGUAUGGAUCAGGGUUUUUCGAGAUGAAAAUAAAGGUUCCGCACCAAGACUCUGCUGGAGUUGUCACUGCCUUUUACCUAAUAUCCAAUAAGCAAAACGGUCACGACGAGCUGGAUUUCGAGUUCUUGGGCAACCGCAAAGGCAAACCGAUUACCCUGCAGACUAACAUCUUUACAGAGGGCGUAGGGAACAGAGAGCAAAGAAUUGCUCUCAACUGGUUCGACCCCUCUGCAGAUUUCCACACUUACCAAAUCCUUUGGAACCAACACCAAAUUGUGUGAGUAAAAUAUGCACUUACUAUUUUGAAAAAACGAAUCAAAAACUCAAGCCUGUGGUGUGGGUUAAUGAAAUAUUGCAGAUUUUACGUGGACGAUACGCCAAUAAGAGUGUUCAAGAACA
Molecule: messenger RNA, 640 nt
Organism: Cuscuta campestris
Lineage: Eukaryota; Viridiplantae; Streptophyta; Magnoliopsida; Solanales; Convolvulaceae
Source: the annotation of a GenBank genome assembly